This is a messenger RNA of Penicillium manginii, 2508 nucleotides long. Its product is annotated as WD40 repeat domain-containing protein. Lineage: Eukaryota; Fungi; Ascomycota; Eurotiomycetes; Eurotiales; Aspergillaceae. Gene Ontology annotation, molecular function: chromatin binding; protein binding; structural molecule activity. Bases 1 to 2508 code for a protein of 835 amino acids. Gene Ontology annotation, biological process: DNA repair; vesicle-mediated transport; mitotic cell cycle. Gene Ontology annotation, cellular component: membrane coat; nuclear replication fork. The transcript has 9 exons. The record is from RefSeq and is a predicted model, not a curated record.
AUGAGCUCGGAUGCUGUUCGCCCUCGAGGGCGCCCUGCCCACACCCCAGGGACGACAGUCCUAACAUACACCCCCGAUGGCCGACGAAUCAUCACCGGUGGCUCGAACUCGGCUAUUCGUAUUUACACUGUAGAUGAAGAUGGAGAACCGCAGACCGUUGACGACGGGAUGGACGGGCAUGUCGGUGUUGCCGCGACGAACAAAUACUUCGUCAUGGGCAGCGAGGACGGCAAUGUCUGGCAGUACGAUGCAGCUACAGGCAAGUCGGGGCCUAUCCUGACACGAUGCGCGCUGCCAAUCCGUGAUCUGGCUCUGUCCAGAGAUGGAGAGUGGGUGGCCGUGGCAAGCGAUGAUCUCACCGUGAAGAUCGUCAAGGUCGAAGACAUGUCGCAAAUCAAGUACCUCCGCGAACAACAAAAAUCCGCCAAACACGUCACUUUCGAUCCCAAUGGCCGCUUCAUUGCCGUAUCCAGCACAAACGGUCUUCUCUAUAUAUACUCUCUGGCUGAGGAGGAGCCUGCGCUGGUCCACAAACUUGAUGGAGUAAUUCGCCAACUCGAACCGGAUUCCGAGGCAACAUCGAGAGCUGUAUGGCACCCCGACGGCACAGCCUUUGCCGUUGCAGAGGCAACCCGGGACGUCGCUAUCUACUCGAUUUCUUCGUGGAAGAAGGAAAAGACCUUCGCCAACGGACAUACCGGUGAGAUUACCGCGAUUAGCUGGUCGCCCAAUGGAGCUCUUUUGGUCUCGGCUGGAGCGGACAAACAGAUCGUUCUCUGGGAAACGAAGACCCAGAAAAUCGUGCAGCGAUAUGACUUUGGAAAUGUAAUCAACAUUGCCUGGCAUCCUACCAAGAAUUCUCUGUCGUUCACGACCUCCGAUGGCGAACUCUUCAUCCACGACAAUUUCGUCCCAAGGAGCCAUGAAGCUCAACUCCAGAAAUCCCUGCAGGCAGCUCCUAUAUUCCCAGGGCCAUUGACUGAAAUCUCCAACAAUCUACCACACACAUUGGCAGAUAGGUCCAGGGAAACAGUCAAGAAGCCGGUCCGAGCUGGAACACCCGAUUCAUUGGAUGAUAUUCUUGGCGGAGAUGAGGACAUGGCGGAUUUUGUCGACGAUGAUGAUGGAGCCGGCUAUGCUGAGGAUUUGAACUUCCACGGAAAGCGAUCAAAUGACCAUCUCGAUGACCUCGAUGGUCCUGAUAGCAAGCGUUUGCAAUCGGGAGCUGUUCAGCCCAAAUGCCAUCCGCCACUCCAGCCUGGUAGUACACCAUGGGCUGGCAACAGGCGGUAUCUCUGCUUGAAUCUGACUGGUGCUGUCUGGACCGUUGACCAGGAGACUCAUCACACAGUUACUGUCGAGUUUUAUGACCGGGAGCUUCAUCGGGACUUCCACUUUACCGACCCCUACCAAUACGACAAAGCAUGCCUGAAUGAUAACGGCACGCUUUUCUCUAAUAACCCAUCUGACGGUAGUCCUGCGACAAUUUUCUACCGGCCGCAUGAGACUUGGACAACUCGAGCAGAUUGGCGUACUCAAUUGCCAGAGGGAGAGAUGGUCCGAGCUCUCGCACUCAGUGAGUCCUAUAUUGUUGCUGUUACGACCAAGGGCUACGUACGAGUGUACACCCUCUUUGGCACACCGUUCAGGGUCUAUCGACAGAAGAGCCAGGCCGUAACAUGCGCCGCUUGGCGAGACUACAUCAUGACCAUUGGAAAUGGGUCCGUAUCCGCCGAUGGUCGGUAUGCGACAUUGCACUACACCGUCGAGAACGUCAAGCGCGACGAGAUCUGCCAAAAUGAAGAUGUGGUUGCUCUGCCUCCUGGAGCUCAACUACAAAGUGUUUUUUUCACAGACAGUGGUGACCCAUGUAUCUAUGAUUCAACCGGCGUACUGGUUGUCCUUCAACAUUGGCGCACACCCGGGCAAGCCCGAUGGAUACAAAGCAAAUGUCCCGUCUCGCGGGUGGACGAAAAGGAAGAAACCUACUGGCCCGUCGCCGUCGCCCAAGGGAAAUUCCACUGUAUCAUUCUGAAGGGUGGCGACAAAAACCCAUACUUCCCCCGGCCCCUUCUCAGCGAGUUUGACUUCCAGCUGCCCAUUUCCAGCAACCCGCCAAAGGACCCCUCGGAAGAUGGCGCCGACGCCGACCAAGGCAGCCGUUUCGAGGAAGGUUUUGUCCGAGGAAGCCUGCUUCUUUCACUGUUCCGCGACCUUCUGGCCUCAACCAAUGCAACCUCUGGCCAGCGUGCGGAGCUGGCGCGCAAGGAGUUGGAGCUUGACAAGACUCUGCUGCAGAUGCUGGCCAUUGAAUGCAGAGAGGGCGAGGAACGUGGUAUGAAGGCGCUGGAGCUGGUUAAUCUCAUGACUGAUCGCAAUGGUAAGAUGGUUGAGGCAGCAGCUAAGGUUGCUGAGCGCUUUGGACGCGGCGUGUUGGAGGACAAGAUUCGCGACUUGGCUGAGCGACGAGUGAUGGGCAUGGAAGAUGAUGAUGAUGAAUUGGCCUGA